AUGUUUCACUCAACAGACCCUCUUUACCCAUUCUACACGAUAUUUUCCUUCUCCAGCUUUCUUCUCCCCCUCAUUCCACUCACAUGGCACCUCCAGGCUUGGAACUCGGGUACAUGUUUUUACAUGAUCUGGGCAUCUUUGAUUGGCCUCAUAGACUUUAUCAACUCUAUUCUCUGGGCUGGUACCAUCUUGGACAUCGCACCUGUGUGGUGUGAUUUUUCUACACAUGUUAUUCUAGCAGGAACCUUUGCGAUUCCUCUCUCUUCCUUGUGCAUUGUUCGUCGUCUCUACCUUAUUGCCAGCGCAAAAUCUGCUUUGACGCGCAUCGAGAAACGCCGUGCAGUUAUCUUCGAUACCACAUUAUGUUUAAUAGUGCCUCUGGUGCUCACAGCUUUACAAUAUAUUGUUCAAGGUCAUCGUUAUUGUAUAUUCGAGGAAAUUGGUUGUAUGCCCUACGUUUAUCGUACUCUGGCAACACAAUUUCUUGUCACUUUCCCGCCCAUUUUGACAGGCCUUGUCUCAGCGUACUAUGAUAUUCGCUGUAUAAUUUCAUUAUUUCGACACUAUCAGGAACUGAAGAACCUCCAAACUCCUGUUUGCGAGAACUCAUUCACAAUGGAUAGAUUCAUCCCUGUGGUCAUUUUUGCCAUGCUGGAGACUUGUACCACUCCCAUCGCAGUCUUCGCUUUGGUCAUGAACGUAUCAGCGGGCUUACUGCCCUGGAUUAGCUGGGAUUAUGUUCACGCUGAUUUUUCGUACAUUCCCGCCACUCCAUCGGUAAUUUGGAGGAGCAAUGGUAUCGAUGAAGCGUCACUCGAGUUGCAGCGUUGGAUAAACUCCAGCUGCGGUAUCCUGAUUUUCCUAUUCUUCGGAACCACCAAGGAAGCCAGGCAGCAUUAUUCGAAAGCCUUUUCCAACCUGAGAAGUCAAUUUAGACCGAAAAAUUCCUUGGGGCAAGCCAGCAAUGAAAGGUAA
This is a messenger RNA of Lentinula edodes (shiitake mushroom), 975 nucleotides long. Its product is annotated as GPCR fungal pheromone mating factor. Gene Ontology annotation, biological process: G protein-coupled receptor signaling pathway. NCBI's taxonomy places the organism in Eukaryota, Fungi, Basidiomycota, Agaricomycetes, Agaricales, Omphalotaceae. Gene Ontology annotation, molecular function: mating-type alpha-factor pheromone receptor activity. The record is from RefSeq and is a predicted model, not a curated record. The transcript has 5 exons. The coding region runs from base 1 to 975 and encodes 324 amino acids. Gene Ontology annotation, cellular component: membrane.